UCACUGCCCAAUGAGACGCGCUGUCGUGUCCCGGAGAGCGCGAGAGAAAGUACGGUGACACACGCGGACGGGGCGUGGCCUGUGUCAGGGAGCCGGCUACCGGGAGGGGGGUCGAAGGUCAGAGCGGAUGCAAGAUGGCGGUGGAGGCAAGGAGGAGGUUCCUUGGGCUUAUAGUCCUGUUCUCGGUCUGUCUUACUCCCGCCUUGAGUGUUGAUAGGAGCAACUUCAAGACAUGUGAACAGAGCUCAUUCUGCAAACGUCAGCGCAAGCUUGAGCAAGGUUCAUCUCCAUAUCGUGCUUUGCUAGGGACUGCAAAGCUGACUGAUGACAAACUGGAGGUCCAGCUCAUCAAUGACAAGACCCAGGUAUCUCUCUUGCUGGAGGUCUUUGGACUGCAUGGGAAUAUGACGCGCAUAAAGAUUAAUGAGCUGAAGCCUCUAAAACCACGCUAUCAGGUUCCUGAUGUGCUGGUUGGGAUACCCACCCCUGAGAACCUGCAGGUGACGGGGCAGGAUGACAAUACUCUGGAGCUCUCCUUGGGAGAUGAAGGGCACAAGCUUUUAGUGACCGGAUCUCCUUUUCGCCUGGAUAUCCUGUCUGGGCGGGACUUGGUGCUGAGUGUAAACUCACGAGGGCUGCUUCACUUUGAACACCUGAGGGAACGGAAAGACACUCUCUCGGCUAAAGUUAGUAGUGCUGUCGGUAACAUGUGGCAUAAAGUGAAGACUCUUUUCUCUAGUGACUCGGAGAAGACUGAUGUUCCCUCUGAAACUGAUAAUGAGAAUACAGCAGAGGAGGAGGAAGCCAAGGAGGAAGAAAGCAAGAAGGAAGAAGAUGAACCAGGAAUGUGGGAAGAAACUUUUAAGACGCAUACAGACAGCAAACCAAAUGGUCCUUCUUCAGUGGGUCUUGAUUUUUCUCUCCCGGGAGUUGAACAUGUUUAUGGGAUUCCAGAACAUGCAGAAAACCUAAGACUACGGACAACAGAGAACACCGAUCCAUACCGGCUUUAUAACUUGGAUGUCUUUCAGUACGAGCUAUAUAACACCAUGGCUUUGUAUGGUGCAGUUCCUUUGCUGCUAGCUCACAACAUUCACCGCACUUUAGGUAUUUUCUGGCUCAAUGCCGCGGAAACUUGGGUAGAUAUCAGCUCCAACACAGCCGGCAAGACUCUUCUUGGAAAGAUGUUACAGUACAUGCAGGGAGGUGGGGAGACACCACAGACAGAUGUGCGCUGGAUGUCCGAGAGCGGAAUAAUAGAUGUGUUCCUUCUACUGGGGCCUUCUCCAAGUGAUGUGUUUCAGCAGUAUGCCAGCCUUACAGGUACUCAGGCUCUACCACCCUACUUCUCGCUGGCAUACCAUCAAUGCCGUUGGAACUACAAUGAUGAAGAGGACGUGCGGAAUGUGGAUAAUGGCUUUGAUGAGCACAAUCUGCCAUAUGAUGUUAUCUGGCUAGAUAUUGAGCAUGCUGAUGGAAAGAGAUAUUUCACCUGGGACCCUCACAAGUUCCCCACUCCAAAAAAUAUGCUGAGUGGGUUGAUAGAGAAAAGACGGAAGAUGGUGGCUAUCGUUGACCCUCACAUAAAGGUAGACAGCAGUUACCGGAUUAACAAUGAAAUCCGAUCUCGUAACUUAUAUGUUAAAACUAAAGAUGGAAGUGAUUAUGAAGGCUGGUGCUGGCCAGGCUCUGCUGCCUAUCCGGACUUCACUAAUCCAGAUAUGCGGGCUUGGUGGUCUAGCAUGUUCGCCUAUGAUCAGUAUGAGGGUUCUAUGGAUAAUAUGUACGUUUGGAAUGAUAUGAAUGAACCAUCUGUAUUUAAUGGCCCUGAAGUGACCAUGCACAAAGAUGCUGUACAUUGGGGUGGCUGGGAGCAUCGUGAUGUACAUAAUCUGUAUGGGCUGUAUGUGCAUCAAGCCACUGCUGAGGGUUUGAUUAAUCGUUCUGGUGGAAAGGAGAGACCAUUUGUCUUAACACGAGCAUUCUUUGCCGGGUCACAGCGCUAUGGUGCUGUGUGGACAGGUGAUAAUGCUGCGGAAUGGGAUCACUUGAAAAUAUCCAUCCCCAUGUGUUUGAGUCUGGCUUUAGUUGGCAUUUCAUUCUGUGGAGCGGAUGUUGGAGGGUUCUUUAAAACCCCAGAACCUGAAUUGCUUGUUCGCUGGUAUCAAGCUGGAGCAUAUCAGCCUUUCUUCCGUGCUCACGCUCACUUGGAUACACCGCGACGUGAACCAUGGUUGCAUGGAGAAACUAACACCGAUAUCAUACGUGAGGCACUCUUACAGAGAUACGCUCUUCUUCCCUACUGGUACACCCUCUUCUACAAAGCAAAUCUGGAUGCAGAGCCUGUUAUGAGGCCUCUCUGGGUUGAAUUUCCUUCAGAUGUCUCCACAUUUACUAUUGAUGAUCAGUACAUGUUGGGCUCAGCGCUUUUGGUGCAUCCUGUAACAGAGGCUAAUGCCCAAGGAGUACAGAUAUAUCUGCCAGGGACUGGAAAGGUCUGGUAUGAUGUACACAGUUAUCAGAAGUAUGAAUCUCCACAAAAAUUCUACCUUCCAGUUACCAGCAGAUCGAUACCAGUAUAUCAGCUCGGUGGAUCUAUAAUCCCUCGUAAGAAUCGUCCCAGACGUUCAUCCGAUUGUAUGCAGGAUGAUCCAUUUACUUUAUACGUGGCACUGGACCGGCAGGGUGAAGCACAAGGUGAUCUGUACUUGGACGAUGGCCACACCUUCAACUACCAACAAAAUGAAUUCUUGUAUCGAAAAUUCAACUAUAGCCAAGGACGGCUCACCUCAAGUUCCCUAGGUCCUCAUGGUAAAUAUGAGACACACAGUUGGCUAGAGAGAGUCGUGAUAAUUGGAGCUACUAAACCGAAAAGCGUAACCCUUCACCAGCCAGGUGGCUCAGAAACACCGUUGGAGUUUGAUUACGAUGCACAAAUGUCAGUGAUUACUGUACGAAAACCAGAAGUGAAUAUUGCUUCAGAUUUCACAAUGUCCCUGCGAUAACAUCAUUGACGCACCAAGUCUUGUUGGGAUGGGUGUGGUGGAAAGGGCAGGGGAUCCCAAGAUUGGAGAUACUGUAGGGAGGACUCAGUUCAUGGACCAAAUCUAAGAAUAAAGUGAUCAGGGGAAGUGUAGAAAGAGAUGAGUGUGUGUCUGUGCGAAUAUGUGUAUAUAUGGCUGACUGUUUAUGGGGUACUGCCCUCCUGCACUUACUGUUAUCUGUGUGUGUAUAUAGAUGAAUCAUGUACUGUCUGUCCCAAAUAUGCUGAGAAUCUGCAUCCCCACCUCUGACUAGGUCAGUACUUGCAAUCUGCCCUUGGGUCCAACCCAUACCUGCCUUUCCACCAUGUCUCCUUAACAUUUACCUAAAUUCAUAUCUGAGAUGAAGGGGUGACCAACUUUACAUGUGAGCUGCUGCCAUCUUAGAAUGUGAAUCUCUUAAAAUCAGAAACAAAAUCUAUUAAGAGAAGUUUGACAAACACCCCAUCACCCCUGCUCCUGUUUACUCUACCUGUAUCUGAUAAGGUACAGGGAUAGCCCACUAAUGUGACAUCCCUGUGUAGCUACGAUUGGGGAGACUUCCGACUACAACUAUACCCCUUUCAGGCUGAUAGUGUAAGUUUUGGAAGGGAGUUAAUGUGAUUGAGUAAAAGUUUUCUAAUAUGUCUCUAUUUGGGGAAGUGGAUCCAUAAUUCAUAUGAUUUGGAAAAGUUUUGAUAUGAUGAGAAAUAAAGAUAUAAAAUAA
This is a messenger RNA of Pseudophryne corroboree (corroboree frog), 3747 nucleotides long. RefSeq names its product glucosidase II alpha subunit (gene GANAB). The record is from RefSeq and is a predicted model, not a curated record. The transcript has 25 exons. Gene Ontology annotation, molecular function: carbohydrate binding; glucan 1,3-alpha-glucosidase activity. Bases 135 to 3005 code for a protein of 956 amino acids. Gene Ontology annotation, cellular component: glucosidase II complex. Gene Ontology annotation, biological process: carbohydrate metabolic process; N-glycan processing. NCBI's taxonomy places the organism in Eukaryota, Metazoa, Chordata, Amphibia, Anura, Myobatrachidae.